AUGGAGGUGGAUCCACAUAUGCCAUUGGGGCAAAGGGUACGAAAAAUCUACGACAUACAAGAUGGAGGCAUAAUUACGUGCGAUUCGAGUCGAACGCAUAAACUUCCUGCGGCCGCAACGUAUGCGCCACACUGUAAUGCUGCCCAGUCCCUUAUAUGGUACCCCAGGGACCCCCAUCGACAUUCAAGGAUCCUGGUCCCCCCAAAACAAAUUAUUGUGCCUUGGGAGAACUGGGUUACUGACAUGCUUGGACCAACUGCUCGAAUUCGCAAGCCCAUGGACGUCAUGGAGUUAGCAGAAACCAUGGACUCGAGGGACACGGAGGUUCCCGAGCCGGAAGUUGCUGGCUACAAAGGAGAGACUGCAGUCAUUAUUGUGUUAGUCGUAAUGUCCGGAUUCUUCCUUUGGUACUUAUUCUCCCAGUCGACAAUAUUAGGAACACUCUGUUGCCUUCUUAAAAGAGCUAAAUGCUAUAUGUCGAUUGCGCAACCCCUGGAAAGCAUGGCGGACAUUGAAACGGCCUUAGAAAUUGACCCGUUGUCUUACAAAGUAAGAUGUUCGCCAUUAAUUGCAUUUUUUAAGGCAACAUUUCAAAUGGCAGAAAUAUAUUAUCAGUCGACAGCAUUUGAGAGUGCAUUAGUGUAUUUUCAUCGUGGUAGAAAUAUACGACCUGCAGCAAGGGACUUCGUUUUAGGUGUUACGAAAGCAGAGACGGCGAUUGAUAAUGUGAUUGGAGAAGCUACAGGCGUGAAAUUUACCGUGUCAAAGGACGCGCAGGAUGGCGACACAAAUAUUUUAUCAACUGAGCUUCCUGGCGCGUUUUUUGCAAAUUUCAAACCGGAUGCAAUGUUUUCCAAAAAGCAUCUCAGACAACUUAAGCGACUGAUGGGAAAGUCGUACUACGCUGUCCGUCAUAUUGAACAGCUGUUAGUAGCAGAAGUGGACUUGCCCAUAACCCAAUGUUUUGUGUUUCUAACUUCAGAAAGGCUUCAAAUGUACUUAAAAAAUUCCACCGAAAUCCACGCACUUGUCAAGGAGGCUCAUAGGUAUUUACGUAUAAGAUCUGAAUUCUGGCGCCAACAGGAGCCGAUGUACAGGCGGGCGCGGAAAACAACCGAACCCAAAUCUGUGAAAGAAGAAAAGGGGCCAUCGCGUGGAGAUCUUAAAGCCCUUCAGCGAGUGCUACACAUGCUUCAGGAUAUCAAUGAUGUGCAACAGACAGGCGACCAUGAGAAAACACUGCGUCUGUGUUUGGGACUUCGCAAGGACGUAAAAUCCCUGAAUCCAGGAAUACUGGAAAAGCAAGAGAUUAUGGCUGAUAUCUGGGCAUUCGAAGCUGUGUCGCACUUUCAAUUGCAAAACUUCCAAGAAGCCCGAGAUUGUUUCGGUGAGCAGCUGAAGAUUUGUCGAGAUGAGGGUCUGCAACACCAUAUACCUCGGUGUCUGGAGAACCUAGGACGGGCCUAUGCGAAACUUGGCAGUUAUCGAUCGGCAGAAUCUGUAUGGAUUGAAAGGCUUCGGUAUGACAUUACGGGUUUGGAUAAGGCUUGGCUGCAUUAUGAGAUUGCGCUAUGUGACAUGGAACUGGGUAAAUACGAAGACGCCAUCGUUCAUGGCCUUGCAUGUAAGAAGACUGCAGAAACCGAAUUUGACCUGAACUGGGAGCUGAAGGCAGGGGUGCUGAUUGCGCAGGCACAUUUUGCACUCGACAACCUUAGUGAGGCGCAAUUUUACUUCCAAAAUGCUCAGUAUACUGCCUAUGUACAAGAUGUAGAUAAAGCCAUUGAAACCAACGAACGCAAAGCCGUCGAAGAAGAAUAUGAACGUCUUUACUUUGAUGCUGAUCUGGAAAAAGGUUCUGGCAAAAACUAA
Molecule: messenger RNA, 1872 nt
Organism: Mesocestoides corti
Lineage: Eukaryota; Metazoa; Platyhelminthes; Cestoda; Cyclophyllidea; Mesocestoididae
Source: the annotation of a GenBank genome assembly